Molecule: messenger RNA, 4638 nt
Organism: Puntigrus tetrazona (Sumatra barb)
Lineage: Eukaryota; Metazoa; Chordata; Actinopteri; Cypriniformes; Cyprinidae
Gene: snap91b
Product: synaptosome associated protein 91b
Exons: 24
Coding region: 787-2670 (627 amino acids)
Biological process (GO): synaptic vesicle budding from presynaptic endocytic zone membrane; clathrin coat assembly; clathrin-dependent endocytosis
Cellular component (GO): synaptic vesicle; clathrin-coated vesicle; extrinsic component of presynaptic endocytic zone membrane
Molecular function (GO): phosphatidylinositol-4,5-bisphosphate binding; 1-phosphatidylinositol binding; clathrin heavy chain binding
Source: RefSeq, a predicted model, not a curated record
GUGACGCCGCUUCCCUUUAAGAGUCCGGUAUGCGUCACCUGACCAGGUCCACCGACCACCGACGAGGCAGGACUGUAACCUGCAUUACUAGAAAAAUAAGCAACUAAAUAGCUAAGAUCCACACGAUAUAGCACUGAAACGCGAAACACACUUGUCUUCAACCUCCCGCCAUUGAAACGACUGGAAAGAGACACGUCAUCAUCACCAUCAUCCUCCGACCGGACUCGAAGGACACACGGGCUGCGACCGAAUAUCACCGAGGCUCCGGAAUCCCGAACAGCUUUAUAGUAGAGGAUUAAUCGACGGAGCGUUUGUAAAACUCGUUUUUAGGUGUUUGUUUAAUUCAUUACGUCGUAAAAAGAACCGGUUCGUCGCAAAACGCUCUGUAAUUUCUGUUAGAUGGGGUUUCGAUACGUAUGAUAACCAAAGGUGACGUUUUAACGUAUUAAUUUGACCAUUUAUUUCACACGAGAGCCAGAAAACAGCUCGUCGUAGGGCGUUACGUAAUAGAGGCAUUAUCCAGGGUGCUGAAACCAACCCAUGCUAGACGCCUACGAGGGAUUUUUUUAACGGUUCAGUUGAGAACAUAUAUAUAUAUUUUUUGCUUUUAAAAACGCAAAUUCAUCCGAUCCGCCUGGAAACCGAAACGAGGAAUUGACAUUGACAGAUUCGAGAGAGCCACCUUGGAUUCCGUGUCUUUUUUUGUCGGCGAAUAUCAUAUGCAUUUCGUCUGUCCUUCCCCCUGAAGUUGAUUCUUGAGGUGGUUGUCGACGCUACCGGGAGAAAAUGUCGGGACAGACUCUGACGGAUCGCAUCGCCGCGGCGCAGUACCAGCUCACCGGAUCCGAUGUGGCUCGUGCCGUUUGCAAAGCCACCACGCACGAGGUGAUGGCGCCCAAGAAGAAGCACCUGGAUUAUCUGAUCUCAGCCACCAAUGAGACAAAUGUGAACAUCCCCCAGAUGGCUGACACACUAUUUGAAAGAGCCACUAAUGCCAGCUGGGUGGUCGUGUUUAAAGCUCUAACCACGACCCACCAUAUCUGCAUCUAUGGCAAUGAGAGAUUCAUCCAGUAUUUGGCCUCAAGGACUUCCCUGUUUAAUCUCAGCAACUUUAUUGACAAAACUGGCUCCCAUGGCUAUGACAUGUCUACAUUCAUCAGACGAUAUGCACGGUACUUAAAUGAAAAGGCAUAUGCUUACCGUGCAAUGGCCUUUGACUUCACUCGAGUCAAGAAGGGAGCUGACGGAGUGAUGAGGACUAUGGCUCCUGACAAGCUUUUGAAGGCCAUGCCUGCCCUUCAGACACAAGUAGACACACUGCUGGAGUUUGAUGUUCAUCCUAAAGACUUGAACAACGGCAUCAUAAAUGCAGCAUUCAUGCUUCUCUUUAAGGAUCUGAUAAAACUCUUCGCCUCCUACAAUGAUGGCAUCAUCAAUUUAUUAGAGAAAUAUUUCAAAAUGAAGAAGUCUGAGUGCAAGGAUUCUCUGGACAUUUAUAAGAAAUUUCUGACCCGGGUGACCAAAAUUGCAGAGUUCAUGAAAAUUGCAGAGCAAGUAGGAGUGGAUAAGAAUGACAUCCCUGACAUCUCUUAUGCUCCCAGCAGUAUUCUGGAGUCUCUAGAGGCACAUAUGAACAGUCUAGAGGGCAAGAAAGGGGAAGGGUCACCCACAAAAGGAUCACCCACCAAUAACGUGUCUCCAACCUCCACACCCGCCAAAUCAGCCGCUGCCGUCCCUACUUUGGAGCCGCCACGUGCUGAGGCCGCGCCUGCUGCCGCUGAAACUGCCACAGAUUCUCUGCUGGAUCUGGAUCCGUUGUCUUCCUCUGGACCUUCUACAGGAGCAUCAGCUGCUCCCACAUCUUGGGGAGAUCUGCUGGGCUCAGAGAUAGGCUCCCUUACUACAGAGACUCUCCUUCCUGACCCAACCCCUGCCGUAGACUCCAACUCCUCAGCCACGCCCACCACCACAGCCGCUGAGGCAGCCGUUUCUUUGGCUCCUCCUUCUUCUGCUGCCGGUGCUUCCUCCGGCUCAGCUGAUCUCCUCGGAGAUGUGUUUGCGGCACCUGCGGCUGAAACAGCUGCUAGUGCAGAAGGUGGGGCUGCAGCAACCACACCCACCCCUGCUGCCGACGGCACAGCACCAACCGAAUCUGCAGGUGCUGGAGAGGCCAAACCAGCUGCCCCAGCUGCAGCGGCUGCUGGAGGAGAUCUGAUGUCAGCUUUCGAUGGAUUGGGUGAUGUGCUCAUGCCAGCAAUGGCUCCACAGGGAGCAGGGGCCACCUCACCGGUCAAACCCAUGGGAGGAGAUCUGGACUCAGCUAUGGCCAACAUGGCCAGCAAUUUGGCAGUGGGGAACCAGAAACCGGGUGAAGCAGCUGGAGGGGCGAACUGGCAAGCGCAGGUACCCACCCCUAGCUGGGGCGUUGCCAUGACUUCCCCUCUCGGGGUCUGUCCUGUCAUGGGAUCCCCAUCACCGUUUGGCAUGCCCGGAGCAGGAGCCAUGCCUGGCUCUCCAAUGAUGGCUGCGCAGCAACCGAUGAUGAGGCCACAGUUUCCCGCAGCAGGAGCCCCUGGACAACCGAUGUCUCCAGGAAUGGCCCAGAGUCCCAGGAAGCCUCCUCCUCCUAAAGACCCUCUUGCUGACCUCAAUAUCAAAGACUUCAUGUAGAUGAGCAGCUGGUUUGUCACACUUAUUGUGCAGCCCUGAUGAAUCAGACGUGUGUAUUCUCUCUUCCGUUCAUCACAUUCAGGGACUCCAGUCCCUCCUUUUCUCUCUUUCCCUUCCCUUCCCUUCCCUUCCCUGUCUGUUGUUGUAGCACAAACCGUGAACGUGAUUAAGUACAUGUGUGUACGUGUGUUUGUAUUUCAAUGUUCUCAGUUACUUCAGAUAUAUAUAUAAAAAAAAGUACUAUGAAAAAUGAGGAGAAUGGCAGAUGCAUUCUUUAAUGUGCAUCUGCAGGUCUCUUAAUGAUAGAUGUGCAUUCAUUUUUCCUGGCUCGCUUACCGUGGGAAAUCAAAUCAAAAGUGUGACGUUUUCUGUGGAAAAUGGUUUUUUGCUGUGGUGAAUAUCACUGGGCCGGUCUGUGUCAUCAUCAGUCGAGUAUUAGUCAUCUUUUGACCACAGAAUAACUUCUGUGGGAACAAUAUCAAUGUAUUACGAGUUAAGAUAGUGUCUCACGCACUGUUUGUUUUUAUCGAUGCCCUGAUUUUAUUCUUUUUCGUAUCUAUCGAUUGUGAGUUACAUGCAACAUGUGACUAUUUGAUGAAAAUACAUAUGCAUUUUAAAAUAUUUUAAAAGACAGAUUGUUUUGAAUAUCCUUAGUCUUUAUUUUGAGAUAAAAAGUUUGAAUAUAUUUUAGUUAUGUCAGAAGUUUACUUUGCAUACUACAUGGCUAGUUAGUAAUCCCAUUUGUACAAAUGUCUGUGUACAUCACAAGGCACUGAGCCGAUCGAGUCCUGCUAGUAUGUACAAUAUAAUAUCGCAGCAUGUAAUUCCUCUGUUGUGCAAAGGGGACGCCAGUGAGCCAGAUCAGAUUCUAUCAGCAGCAAGUUCACCUACAUCCCAAUCAACAUGUCACGAAUAGUUCAACCAAAAGUUACAAUUUGCUUAAAACGUACUCACCCUCAGACCACUUAAAAUGUGGGUGAGUUUGUUUCCUCAUCAGAACAGAUUUGGAAUAAUUUAUCAUUGCAUCACUUGUUCACCAGUGGAUCCUCUGCAGUGAAUGGGUGCCAUCGGAAUGAGCUGAUAAAGACAUCACAAGAAUCCACAAGUUAUCCACACCGCUCCAGUCCAUCAGUUAAAGUAAAGCAAAAACCUGUGUUUGUAAGGACCAUCAACACAGCUUUAACUUCAAAAUGUUGCUUUGGCAAAAAUAUUAGGUUUUCACCCAUAAAAUGGCUUUCUCCAGUGAAAGUCUGUAUCAGGAGGGAAAUAUGCAUGAAUGAAACAACAGGUCUAAACAAAUAUGUUGGUGUAUUUUAAUGUGAGAUGAAAAGGACCUUGUGGAGCACUGGUGGAAGCCCUUUUUUGGCUUUAAGCAAUGGUUAAAAUGCUUUAAUCAUGGAUUUUCUUUCUUAAAAAAAAUGCAGCUUUUCAUUUCACAAGAAAAAACACAUGUACUGGUGUGGAUUACUUGUGGAUUAUUGUGAUGUUUUUAUUAGCUGUUUGAACUCUCAUUCUGGCGGCACCCAUUCACUACAGAGUAAUAAUAAUGUAAUCGAGUAAUCAUUAUAGAGUAAUCCAAGAAUGAGCAAGUGAUGUAAUGCCACAUUUCUUCUUCUGUUCUGAUGAAGAACUCAUCUCCAUCUUGGAUGGCCUCAGGGUGAGCAAAUUCUCAUUUUUCAAACAAACUAUUUCUUUAAAAUAGGACUGAAUAUACCUGGCUGCCUAGUGUUUUGUUGUAUUGCAAGUGAGUGUGUUACCAAUUCUAUUUGCUACAAGUAUCAAGGAUAUCAAAGGGACGACCGGCAGUUUCAUGGGACAGUAUUGCAUUUUAUUGAUGGCUGUUUUUUUAUUUCAACUGAACAUUUUGUUGAUAAAUUUUAUUUUUGGAUGGAAUAACACCCUCUGCCCCUCCCACCUUUGUGCAUGUUAGUCCUGUUGAAAUGCAAUAAACAGUGAUCUGGAGAGAAA